AUGGCCGUUGGGUCCACUGGCAAUGGCUCCAACCUCACGCUCCUUUCGCUCUACUUAUUGGUAUUCUUAUCUCUGCUCGCCCGCAUUACUCCCUCGUCUGCCAACAUCAUCACCCGCACCAUCGACGACACCGACGGCGACUCGGAAACUGGCGCCGUCCCAAGCUACUCUCCCCCGAAUCACUUCAGCCUGAACUCCAAUUGCCCAGACUGUACAUAUCAUCCCGAUGCAGGGAAAUCCUUCAAAAAUACAUGGCAUGAUACCUCGCAGGUGGACGGCCAGGUCAUGUCUGUAAGCUUCUCAUUUACAGGCACCUCGGUCAGCAUUUUCUGCACUCUUGUCAACCGACAGAGCUCUGCGACCCCUCUUGGUGCCACUCAUCUUGCUUUAAUGGUAGACGGCGCCUCCCAUGGCGUUUUCGACCACAGUCCCGACGGUUCCGCGGACUUUGCCUACCAGCAACAGGUCUUCCACGUCCCUAACCUGGCAAAUGUGCAGCAUAAUGUUGUUCUGAGUACGAAUAACGCGCAAGGAUCAUAUAUGGCGUUUGACUACGCAAGCUAUACUUUUGACGAUGGAGUCAAUCCCAAUCCACCUCCGCCACCACCGCCUACCGGCAAAACCACAACAGAUACUACAACCGUUGUAUCUACCGCGACAGCAACUGGCCCUGGACAAACGACUACGAAAACACAAACUGAUAUCAGUGGGAACAAUAUCAGUGUCAGUAACGGCGCGAGCCCAUCAUCGGCCACGCCACCAGGCAGUCCUGCUGGUAGCACAGACUCCCGAACUGCGAUUUCCACCCCCGUCAAAUUACUUGGAUCCGGAACCUCCUCGAUAUUAACCGCCCCAUCAUCUCCUUCAUCGACCAACCCAGUCAUUGCCGCAUCAGGAUCCUCAUCAAAGAAACAACAUACAAGCAUCGCUGCAGUUGUUGCAGGCGUUCUUGCUGGUCUUGUGGGUAUCCUGUUGGUGGUUCUUGCCGUUGUGUUAUGUCGGCGGAAACAGAAGCGCCAGCAGGAAUCGACAGACAUGACACAAGCCCGGCCGCUUCCGUUGGCUCUGAGCCGAGUUGGGGACGGCGGACAGGAAUACCACGCGCAACUCUCUGUGGCGGGGAACGACGCGCUUAUUCCGGAGCUGCAUUAUGGACGCGCGGGUGUUGGUGACCCAGAAAAAGCUGCGUUAAGACAGAGCCUGUCGGACCUGCGGCUUAAUGGGUCGCGUCCACAACUGCACCACCAAGCCUCUGUGGCGACGUUUGCCACGGGGUCGUCCCUGACUGUUGGAGGCUCUGGCAGUCAAACGAGGUUGACUGGUAGCCACGAAACUCGCACGGUCGUGGGCCAACUGCCGGACCAGCUGGUAGAUGAUGACCUGGAGUACUAUGACGAGCCGACCUUGACUAACGGGACUCUGAAUGCAACGGCAGCGUCGACUCUCUCCCGCGCGCCGACUUUCCGCUCUUGGGAUUUCCAUGGCCCUCCUCCUGCAACGCCUCCGCCGGGAUACGAGCGCACGGAUUCGAUGAUGAUGAUGAACCCUUCUCCCCCAGUACCUCCGCUUCCGGCUGCAUUUUCUCAUCACGAUUUAUCUUGA
Mycena indigotica is the source of this 1602-nucleotide messenger RNA. RefSeq lists its product as uncharacterized. The record is from RefSeq and is a predicted model, not a curated record. Lineage: Eukaryota; Fungi; Basidiomycota; Agaricomycetes; Agaricales; Mycenaceae. The transcript has 4 exons. Bases 1 to 1602 code for a protein of 533 amino acids.